AUGCAUAUUAGAUUCUGUGAAAGAAAAGUAGUAGCUUCCUCUCUAUUUCAAGUGCAUCCACAAGUGGAACACAACAACAACGGCGAUGAUCGUUUACUGCAUCCAAUGGCGUGUGCUUCUCCUUUCCUAUUGCCAACGGUGUCACAUUGCAUUUUCUACGAAUCCGAAGGCUCGUGUGUACGUGAACAAUGGCCUCUAUUUUCAAGUUAUUCAUGCUGGCAACAGCUUCUCAACCAAACUCGCAAUCUCAGCAAAGAUCAUGCAGCUUUGAGUGAGGUGUACUCCACUCAUCUUGUCAGCAGACUGUCCCAAGUUAUGGAAGAUGUCCAAAGAAUAUACAGGAGGUGCCGAGAGAUUGGAUAUGAAACACAUGAAGAAAUUUUGAGGGUGUUGCACGAGUUACACACUACCAUGAAGACAUACCAGAGCUACCAAGGAGAAUGUAAACAAGCAGAAACAAAACUGAGGGUUGCGGAGAAUCAAAGACUCAAACUUGAACAGAGUAUGCCUCGAGAAAAAUUAGACCGAUCCAAGAAGUACCGUCUCAUUGAAAAAGAAGUUCAGAAGCGUAAAAAUAAGUAUAAUGAUGCCAAAUUGAAGGCCCUGAAAGCUCGUAAUGAGUACAUGCUUUGUCUUGAAGCAUCAAAUACAACAAUUCAUAAGUAUUUUGUAGAUGAUCUUUCAGAUCUUAUUGAUUGUAUGGAUUUUGGUUUUCACAACUGUAUUUCAAGGGCAUUAUUGAUGCAUGUAUCUGCUGAAGAAGGCCAGCAAAAAUCUGUCCAAGCUGGUCUUGACCAAAUGACUUCAUGUGUUUCUAGUCUUGAUUCUAGACUUGACAAACAACGAUUUUUGGAGUGUAACCACACUGCUUUUAUGAUUCCCAAAAAGUUUGAAUUUCAAGGACAGAAAGAAGAUGGUCUGGACACAGAAUUACAGAAAAAUUUGAGAGAUGAACUUGAAAAUAGGCUACUUCAGUUGCAAAAUCGUGUGACUUCACUGCGUGCUGAAUCAGAGGAAGUAUGGAAAACUUUGGAAACAGCAGAGACAACUCUGUUAGAUAUGCUCAAUGCCAGAGAUUAUGACUGCAGUGGAUAUUUUGGGGAGGGAGCCAUUCCUGCUCAUAAACCACCAGAAACAGUGUCAAUUAAAUUGCGUGCCGAUCGUCAAGAAACUGAAGAAUUUUAUCUUACUAAAUUUCGUGAAUACAUUCUUGGUACUAGCCGAAUAGCAAGAUUAGAUUCAAAAUAUGAACACAUUCGGCAAACGUUGCUGGAAGCAGCUGGUGAUUCUCCAACAUCUCUAAAAGGCCUCCAGCAGUGUAGUGGCCAAGCAAAUAAGCCGCCAAGGCGCAAGAGAAUAGGUCGUUUGCAAAAGAAUGGCCAACCUAAAUUGUUUGGAGGAAGCUUGGAAGAAUAUUUAGAAACAACCAAUCAAGAGAUCCCUUUGAUAAUGAAAAGCUGUAUUAGAGUUAUUAAUCUGUAUGGUCUUCAUCACCAAGGCAUUUUCAGAGUAUCUGGUUCGCAAGUUGAAAUUAACAAUUUCAGAGAAGCAUUUGAACGGGGAGAGGAUCCCCUAGCAGAUGUGACUGAUGCAUCUGAUAUUAACUCGGUUGCUGGAGUUUUGAAACUUUAUUUGAGAGAACUGAGGGAACCAUUUUUUGUUUUCAUAUAUGAGAAGAAAAACAAAUUAAUUUUAGUGUUGUAUGUGAUUUUAGAACUUGAACACAAACAUGAAUUUGUGAACAAGAUGAAGGAGCUAGUCCAAAGUCUUCCAAGGUCUGUUGUUAUUGUAAUGAGAUACCUGUUUGCCUUUCUAAACCAUUUGUCUGAAUUCAGUGAUGAAAAUAUGAUGGACCCUUAUAAUUUGGCUAUCUGUUUUGGCCCCACACUGGUUCCUGUUCCUGAAGACAAAGAUCAAGUUCAAUACCAAAAUCAAGUCAAUGACUUAAUCAAAAAUAUUAUAUUGUUCAAUGAAGAGAUAUUUCCUGUUAAUGGGGGAGUUUUGUAUGAAAAGUACAUCAGUCGAGAGCCUGAUGAAAAUGAUGUUGGUGAUUCACCAUCUGACCAUGUACAAGAUGACAUGGAUUCUGAAGUGUAUCCCUCAGAAGAUGAAUCAGAAUGUUUGGAAGCAACAGCUCAAUUUGAUUUUAUGGCACGUUCUGAAAGAGAACUAAGUUUCAAAAAAGGGGAUAAUAUAGUUUUAUUCACUCAAGUUUCAAAUGACUGGUGGCGUGGAAGUGUGAAUGGUGUCGAAGGACUUAUUCCAGACAAAUAUAUUCUUCUAAAAAUGAAAGAUGAAGAUCGUGAGAAAAUAGAGCUUCUUAAGUCCAGCUCUUCUGAAGAGUCAAUGAGGAGACGAGCAUCAAGUUCUAAUGAUUCCGUUUUAUCUGGAACUUCAUCAUCCACUCAUAAUUCUCCCAUGGCUGGAGUGUCUUCAGCAACCUGGCCAGAUCCUGAACUAACUCGCAGAAGUAUUAUUAAUGACUCUUCUCCACUAAUCAGCGUUCCAACACAAGAGAGCGAUGUAUCAACUUCUCCUCGUUUGUCUAUUAAGAACAAACAUCUACAUGGCAGUAGUGACUUACUAGCUGGUAAUAAAACAGAAGAAACGUCAACUCAUUCUCGUAAUCUUUCUGGCGGAAAACUUGGAGCUGUAGAGUCGGCUCUAAAUUCUGCACAAUUGCUUGCUGCUGCUCCCAUGCACGUUGAUCCAGAAGGCCCAUCAGAGUGCAACAGAGAAGCAGAAGAAGAAGACAGAUUGUCAGUAUUCCUGGAUUCUUUACCAUCUGGUGGGGGAUCCAAGGAAAGUUCUCGCCCUGAUACUCCUGUGAGCAGUUCCAGUGAAUGUGAAAUUCCAGCAAGUCAAGAUGAAGAAGGAAAGGACACUGAAGUCUCCUUUGAAAGAAAACUUUGGGAUGGACAGGAAAUAAAUGAAUCCAUUCCUGGAUCAGUGUCAGGAAGUUCAGGAUCAGCAGUUCCUAAUACCACAUCAGAUGAGGGAGAAGAUAGAGGAGGAAGUGGCGGAAAUAUUGGUGGGGAAGGAACUAAUAUCGAUGAAGAAGGUAGAGACAAUGUUAGUUUUAAUCAAAACCGUGAGCUUUGGCAGAGACGAGCUGCUUCCUUGGGGCAAUCAGAGCCGGUGAAAACAAGUGUUAAAAGUUUUCGAUCCAACCAAGAAUUUUGGGAAAUGCGACAGAAACACACUCCUGAUUUGGUAAUGGAUCUGCCAGUGCUUAGUUCAUCUAGUCCUAAAGAUAGCGGAGGUGGAAAGAAAUCCUUAUCUGCAGCCUCUCUCUCUUCUCUCUCCUCUUCUUCAUCUUCUGGGGAAGAUGAAACCACUGUUUCAGAUACUGUAGCAAGUCCUACAACAGGACCAGAGAGUCCUGAUAUGACCACUGCUGCAGAACGCUUUGCCAAACAAAAUCAGUGUACAUUGAAAAAGAACACUAAAGCUUCACAAAGUGUUUCCAUUGAUGCACAGACUCAAACUACCAAAGCCGGUACCAAGCGUACCAAAUUUGUGACUUCAGAAAGUGGUGUAAACAACGAUAGUUCUAUUCCAUCCGAUGCAAAUGUUCAGCAAAGUGAUGACAACGAGAUAACAAAGCCCUCCAUUGAUGUCAUCAAAUCAACUCAAAAGUCUGUACCUCCCGAGUCAGAAUUAGUUCCAAUACGUAGUCCUGGGCCCCAGCGAACCACUCCUAAAUUUCCUUCGAAAUUUGGUCAUGCAACAGGGGUUCCUGUACUGCCUCUUCAAACUGGUGCAGUGUCGUCAUUCAAACCACAAGUUAAAGUCAAACCUCAGAUCUUACGAAAACCAGUAUUGCCCAUUCCCCAACCCCUGCAUGCGCAGCCUUCACCGGAGCUUGUUCGCAAAGAGAAGCCACAAGAACAAAUUAACUAAUUCCAACUGCUAGUUGGCAUUCCCAUUUCUUUCAUAAGACUGAGUAUGAUUUUUAAUGAAUUUAUCUUCAGAGAAAGUGAAAGAAGUAAUGUUUUAAAUGUUUUACACAGAAAUUUACCAUGUACUUUUAUAUGAGAUGUAUAAUGAGAUCUUGAAAGGUUUCCAGUGUUAUAUUGUGCUGUAUGCUGUACCUCCACUAAACGUCAAAUCCUCAGGGCUAAUUUUCUCUUUCUCUUAUUUGAAUAUUUUUUGUGUUGUCUUUUCACCUUUCAAUUGAUAAUUAGAUUUGUUUAUUGUUCUCUGAGAAGGCAGUAUUCAAGUGAAUGCAUUGAUUCAAAUUGUGAAAGCUUUUCUUUUAAAACAUUUUCCCUCAUAUUUGAUGAUAUAUUGAAAAUGCAAACAAUAAUUGUAAACAUGUACUUGGUAUACAAUAGCUUUGUGUCUGUAUAAAAACGUAGUCCAUUACACCAAAAUGAUUUUCACUUCAUACAUGUCCUAAUAUAAGAUCAAGUUUACAAAAAUAUUGAAGUGCCUCCCAGACUUUUUUCUAUAUUUUUGUUGUUUCAUAAAACACCUUGUAUUGUAGUGAUUUUGCUUGUCUACUCUAAAUCAACCUUAAUCAAUGAAACACAAUAUUUUAUAAUUUCUUUAUUUUGCACAUUGAAAAUGUGUGGUAACAACUAUUCCUAUUCAAAAUAUUUGAAUUGUAAAACAACACUAUGCUACCACAUACAUUAAAAGCAAGUUUAACACUUGCCACGAUAAAUAAUGUGAGUAUUACAAAUUGACACGCAUUAAAAAUUUGAACCUUUCACUCCCCCCCCCCCCUUCUCCUUGUGCUUUUACUCUGUGUAAACAUUCAUACAGUGGACAGUUAAAUGCUUGUAAUGUACAGUGAAAAUGUACUAUGAGCAAUACCAAAGGAGAACUUGAGUCUGUUCUGGGGACCAGUCUGUAGGAUAUUUUACUGUGAAAGAUCUAUGAAUUGCACCACAAAUUAGUUUAGAAGAAAAAGCAGUUACUCAUCACAGAUAAAUCUUCAGUGAUGAUGUACAACAUGUACUAGAAGUGCAGCUGAAAAUUUUGAUUGUUUUUCAGUUUAUGUUCCACUUUAAAGAGAAUAGGAAUUAAGCCACUGUGCUUCACUUUGAUGUAGGUGUUUGCAUGUUACUGAAGUUUCUGUAAUAUCGACAUGAUAUGGUCCAAGAAGGAUGAAUUGUUGUUGGAAAGAGAGAUGUAGAUACUGAAUACCCAGUUUCAAUGUUUAAGUCACUAAAGGCUAUGACAGUAUAAUUCAUCAGUCACUCUUUCGGAGAUAACUCAUUUGGCAAUUCUUGAUUCUGAAGGCAGCUGAUAAAUCUUUCUUUCAAAAAAUGUUUUUCACAUUUCUACUAUUUCCUUACACUUAGAGAAUCUCUUUAUAAGAAUUCAAUUAUUAAAUUGUGUUACAGGGUCUUUAGAUCUAACAUCUUUCUAAUUUGACUUGUCUGAAUGUAAGUUUGAUGGCAUACGUAAUGUGCAACAUAAUAUUUACAUAAGCUUGUCCCUUUUAGUAUGACAACCUUUAUAUGAUAUACCGUUGAUGGAUUUUUGAGCAAGUUACAUAAUAACUGUAAGAAACAAAUCAUAUGACAAAAAUUUCAUGCAGUUUUUAAUAAUAUACUCAUUUGUUUCACAUCAGCUAUAUAACAUAGCCAUAAAAUAAACUUUCUCACAUUUAAAAUAAUAGAACUGUCAAAUUAUAAGAAACUAAAUAGUAUUAAUUGGUUUUUAUUCCCAAAACACCAGAAAUAUGUAAUACAUCCAGGAGAAUACUAAGGUUUCAAUUAUUACUGUUAUGAAGCCACAUAAAAUAGUAAGCAGACACCUGAAAUACUGAUUUUUCGAAUGUGCUUCAUACGUGUUGCUCAAUGACUUCCUUCUCAAUUUGUAUUUGGGCAGUAUUGCUUUGUUUUCUUUAUUGAUAGAAAACAAAAAACAAAAACAAAAAAAUAAGAACUCAAGCUGAAUUAUUUUGAGUAAUAUUUU
Molecule: messenger RNA, 5931 nt
Organism: Gryllus bimaculatus (two-spotted cricket)
Lineage: Eukaryota; Metazoa; Arthropoda; Insecta; Orthoptera; Gryllidae
Source: the annotation of a GenBank genome assembly